GAGGUUUUAGGGUUCACAGGGCAGAGAAAGCAAACCAAGGAAAAUGGCACCUUGGGCAAUUGCGGGGAGAUCCACAUCUACCUUGAUGCGGGCAACAUGGAGAGCCACCACUGCAACCGAAUCAGCAACCGGAAGAAUCCCUUUAUCAGCUUCGAUUCGCUCAUGGACUCGUCCCAAUUUGACUCUCCGCCAGUCGCGAAUUUCCCCUUCUUCUCCAAGUGGAAGAUUUGUUCGGCGAGAAUUGAGCUCACUUUUGCCCCUCCAUAAUGUGAUUGCUUCUGCUUGCCUUGUCUCCAAGCUUCCCAGUGAACUCAGCACCGCCGCAGAAGGUAGAUUUGCUAAUUAUCUGAGUCCCAUCUAAAAGUGAAUGCUUGCAAUGGUGGAGAGUUUUCUUUAUCAGAGUUGAAUGACUAACAGUUCUCUGCGGAAACUGAAAUUCAGGCCUCGCUGAGGUCAAUUGCUGAACAUUUUGUUUACCUGUCUUUAAGUUAUUAGUUAGUAGCGAUUCCGGAGUAAUCUCUGGAAAUUCUCCUACUCUUAUCUUUUUGUGAAUUUGGUUUCAGAUGGCGGAAGGAUGAUUUUUGUUUUUGUACCUUUUGAAUAUCUUAAAAGUUAAAUUGGGAUGAGAAGCUGUUAACAAUGCAGGGGUAUGAUUGUGAUGCUAAUCAUUGUAUCUAAUUAACGUAUUAAUGAAAUGAAAUAAUAUCUGUUGGUACUGUGUUUUCAAGGUUAGAAA
Hevea brasiliensis (rubber tree) is the source of this 736-nucleotide messenger RNA. RefSeq lists its product as uncharacterized. The transcript is spliced from 3 exons. The record is from RefSeq and is a predicted model, not a curated record. NCBI's taxonomy places the organism in Eukaryota, Viridiplantae, Streptophyta, Magnoliopsida, Malpighiales, Euphorbiaceae. The coding region runs from base 44 to 361 and encodes 105 amino acids.